Molecule: messenger RNA, 2799 nt
Organism: Monosiga brevicollis MX1
Lineage: Eukaryota; Choanoflagellata; Craspedida; Salpingoecidae
Exons: 8
Coding region: 213-2699 (828 amino acids)
Biological process (GO): spindle organization; mitotic cell cycle; establishment of meiotic spindle localization
Cellular component (GO): spindle pole
Molecular function (GO): protein binding; calcium ion binding
Source: RefSeq, a predicted model, not a curated record
GUCCCUAACAACAACAACAACAAGAACAACAACAAGAAGAAGCUGAGCACGCUGACGGCAGCCACCGCCGCCGCUGCCGCUGUUGUAGUGACUUUCAAGCCUCAGGGCGCUGCUGGGGCUGAGUGUACGCUCCUAUUCUGCUGGCGGACUACUUGGCCUUUUUCCUACUGGGUGUCGAUGUUGAGAAAUUUUUCAGUCAACAUCAAGGCCUGAUGGAUCCCUUGCCGCCCACGACCCUGGACAUGGGGGCCAUGUCAAGAUCACUACCCACGUCACGGGGCACAAUGCGCAAAUUCAAUUCCUCCAGCACCUUACCCAGUCUGCGCCGCGGCAACACCUCACGCAUCAGGCGGCACCAUCGUUCAAAGUCGCUCGAAUUGCCUGCCUGGGAGCCAGCCACCUCUUUGCAUAGUGCCUCACCCAAUGGGCCAAUUGUCAACAGCAAUGGCUGUCGAUGUGCCUCCUGCAUCGCGAUCGCCCGUCAGAAUAAGGCCCGCGAGCACCAGCAUCAGCUCCUGGCCUCAAUCGAUGAGCCCCCGUUCCGCGUAGGCGAGCGCGUUUUGCUAACCGAGGACCGCACAGGCGUGGUGAAGUGGAUUGGGCGUCUUCGAAGUGAUUAUACCGGCUCGCCCGUGCACGUCGGCGUGCACCUCGACGAGGCAAUUGGCACUCAUGACGGCAUUAUCAGGGGCAAGCGCUACUUUCGCUGCCCCCACAACCACGGCGUGUUUGUACAACUCAAAGACGUCCUUCUAGCGAAGAACCGAUUUGCUUUCAACUACAGAAUCAUCAAUCGGGAAGGCCUAGCCCAAGUCGGCACGCUGCACGUGAGCGAAUCCCCAUCCCCCACCAAGGACAUUUCCCCAUUUGCUUCUCCUCCACGUCAAGCUUCAGCACGGCGCAAAGAACGACAAGAAAGCCAUCUUCUUCCGAGCCACCCCUCCACACUCUCGCUGCUCAGUCUGGCGGGUGAAGAUGCCGAUCACAUUCGUAUUGCAUCAUCGCGUGCGCUCAGCGGCGCAUCUGUCAAGCGCAUGUCUUCGUCUGCCCGCGUCAAUGCGUCACGCUCUACGCGAGGAGGCGCGCGUCCUCCCAGCUUGUUUGCAUUUGCCGAGGAGAAAAGCAGUAUCCGCGCUUCCCACCCUCCAUCAGCAGCGUCGGCACAGCGCCUGCAAACCACCAAGAAGCUCCUUGAUGCCUAUCGAAGGGGCCAAGAACUCUUGGCAGAAGAUCCAGAAAUUCUCACGCGCCUCCCAACCAGCCGUCCUCACGAGUUGUGGACAAAUUCCUCGCUGGCGUCAGCAAAGCCUUCCCUUCACACCCCAGCCCACUCACAGUUCGCGUCAAAACCGUCCUCGGCUCACUCACGGUCCAGGUCGAAGCCAUCCUCGGGUCCAAGUCCUGCCAACAUACCCGGCGCCCUGGUUCAAACACCUGUCGAUUACACGCCGCACGCCUCGGCACUGGCCUCACGGCAGCACAGCACAGCAGCAGACGAUACUGGUGCCACUUUUUUUGAAGCAUCAGGCGUCAGCGAGCCACGCUGCGCGGAGCCGCCUGCUCCGGUCCCGGACCAAGCAAUUGCUGCGGUGCCAGGGCAGGAGCCGAGUCUCGAAAACCAGCGUCGAACGUCUGCCAUAAAGAUUCAGGCUGCCUAUCGCGGUCAUCAAGCGCGCAAGGAAGCCUCUCGACGACGUGCAGCGCGACGCGCAUCACAGAUUGAGCCAGUUUGGCCAGAUGACCCUGCGCUGUCUUUGUUGGAGGCCAAUGCCACCAAGAUUCAGGCGGCGUUUCGUGGCUAUCGAGCACGCAAACAUCUCUCCAGAAAUUACGACGAAAAUGCAGCACCUCUCUCUUCGGUGCUGGCCAGCCCCGCCAAGGCAGAUGCUGCUUCAACCGAGGAGCUGGAUAACGUUCUGCGGCAAGCCGGCGCUCAUGCCAAUGCAGCCGAUGCCAUCUUUGACCGUUUGAUCCAGGAAACGUUUUUACAGGCCGACCUGGAUGGCGAUGGGUCGCUGGACGCGAUGGAGUUUGCCUCACUUAUGGCUUCGCCAGCUCUCAACUUGGUCUUGGACGACGAGCAAGCUGCUCAGGUUAUGCAGGCCGUUGACCUGGACGAUAAUGGCCGAUUGGAAUGGGCUGAGUUUGUGCCCUUGAUGCGCCCUCUAUUGACGCGCAUAUUUGCCGAUAAAGCGCCUUCGGAAUCAUGGGUUGAAAUCUACUCACGCGAGCGCGGGGACGUGAUCUAUUUGGAGCGGGCGACGGGCCGGGUGGAAGUCCAGUUGCCGCCCAGCGCCACGCUUUACUACCCGUCCAUUUACCAACGGCCGCGCGACGAUUUUGAGCGGCUUGCCCUCACUACUUUCUUGGCUGCUGAUCGCCUGGGCCGUGGUUACCUCCUGCCUGAAGAGUUUGUUGGUAUCCUUCGAGCCCCUGAGCUGGGCCUCGGUCUAUCUCGCGAAGAGGAACAAUACUAUUACGAUGCAAGUGGUAUCGCUGAUAGCGGCUACCUCGACUACACCGUGUUUGCCUGGCUCUUGAAGCAAGUUUGUGCACGUGUCUAUCUGAGUCACGCGCCACCCGGGCCGGAAUGGGUGCAUGUCAUUUCAGAUGAUUUUGGUGUCAAAUAUUAUCAUCGCGUGAGCGGCGAAUCGCGCGACGACGCACCCAAGCACUACGCCACGCUCCAUAGCUUGUAAUUGGCGAGGGUUCUAUCAAGCUCUGCUACCAUAAAUAAUUAUACGAACGUUAUCUUCUUGCUUCAUGUGAUCACAUGCAUGUUAAUUUAUCCACCUAUGC